Molecule: messenger RNA, 573 nt
Organism: Eurytemora carolleeae
Lineage: Eukaryota; Metazoa; Arthropoda; Copepoda; Calanoida; Temoridae
Exons: 5
Coding region: 97-501 (134 amino acids)
Source: RefSeq, a predicted model, not a curated record
UGGCAUCUGUUGAAUCUGCAUUGUUUGAAUUUACAGCAGUUUAAAAACAAUAUUACGCCUGUAUACUGUAGUGUAUAUAUAAUACACCUGUUAUUCAUGAUGCUACGUUGUAUUCCAGUUUUACUUCUCUUCUGUUCUUUAUAUCAGAUUGAAGGAUUGCCGAUGGAAGAAGAUAAACCUGAACCUGAACUAGUCUCCGGAGUUGAACCUGAACCUGGACAUAAACUUAAACCUAUACGUGGGGUUGAACCUGAAACUGAACUUGAACUAGGAGUUGAACUUAAACCUAUAACUGAUCCCCCUAAACCUGAAUUAGCAGUUACAGGUCCUAAGGAAGAUGAUAAACACGUAUUAGGAAACACAACUGGUCUAGUCUGGGGACCUCCUCUCUCGGAUGCUGAAAAAGAAGCAGCAAAAGAACUAAACAAAAUCCCUGCCACCCAAGAGGAAAUAGAUAAGACCAAGGAAGGAUUAUUGUUGGAGCAACAUCACAGAUUCUAGGAACUCCAGAGAGGAAAAUCAUUUCAGUAAAGGGACUGUAGCCCUUUCAAGUUCCCCCCUCCCCCCCCUAUG